This is a messenger RNA of Lampris incognitus (smalleye Pacific opah), 3526 nucleotides long. RefSeq names its product prickle homolog 1a (gene prickle1a). Bases 258 to 2864 code for a protein of 868 amino acids. The record is from RefSeq and is a predicted model, not a curated record. Gene Ontology annotation, molecular function: zinc ion binding. NCBI's taxonomy places the organism in Eukaryota, Metazoa, Chordata, Actinopteri, Lampriformes, Lampridae. The transcript has 8 exons.
GCUGCGCUCCCGUCUCCAGACGCGCCCCACCAUGCCGGCUGCCUAAUCCCCACAGGCUGUGUCUCCUCUGCGCAGGUCUCGCCGCUGUUUUGCGGCAUAAGUGCGGGUACUUGCAACCCCUCUCUCUGGACCUUUUUCCCAUCCCAUCUUAUCGCCAAUGAGACGCGGCGUGAAUCGCUCCCCUCGGUUCAGGAAUACCGGCUCUGGAUAUCCAGUCUACCGCCGCUGAGCGCUUCGUGUGGUGAGCGGAGGGUCCGAUGAGCCUAGAGGGGGCUGCUGUGGCGGCGUCCGGCUACCAAGGUGCGGCGCGCCAGGAAGCCAUGAUGAUGAUGAUGAUGGAGCAGAAGGUCAGCAAGUUGACCUUCGGCUUCCAGCGGAGCUCCACCUCCGACGAUGACUCCGGCUGCGCUCUGGAGGAGUACGCCUGGGUCCCGCCCGGCCUCAGGCCCGAGCAGGUCCAGUUGUACUUCUCCUGUCUGCCGGAGGACAAGGUCCCCUACGUCAACAGUCCCGGAGAGAAGUACAGAAUCAAACAGCUCCUCUACCAACUGCCGCCACAUGAUAAUGAGGUGCGUUACUGCCAGUCUCUCAGUGAGGAGGAGAAGAAGGAGCUCCACAUGUUCAGUGUCCAGAGGAAGAAGGAGGCGCUGGGGAGAGGCAUGCUCAGACUGCUGCCCCGAAACCUGCAGCACAGCGUUUGUGAGCAUUGUGGCGAGAACGUUAACGGGGGAGAGAUGGCGGUGUUUGCCUCCAGGGCGGGCCCCGGGCUGUGCUGGCACCCAGCAUGCUUUGCCUGCUCCACAUGCAGCGAGCUGCUGGUGGACCUGAUAUACUUCUACCAGGACGGAAAGAUUCACUGCGGAAGGCACCACGCCGAGCUGCUCAAGCCCCGCUGUUCAGCCUGCGACGAGAUUAUCUUUGCGGAUGAGUGCACGGAGGCCGAGGGGCGCCACUGGCACAUGAAGCAUUUCUCCUGCUUUGAGUGUGAGACGGUUUUGGGCGGUCAGCGGUACAUCAUGAAGGACGGUCGGCCGUACUGCUGCGGCUGCUUCGAGUCUCUGUACGCGGAGUACUGCGAGGCCUGCGGGGAGCACAUCGGCGUGGAUCAUGCUCAGAUGACCUAUGACGGCCUCCAUUGGCACGCUACUGACAGCUGCUUCAGCUGUGCCCAGUGUAAGAGCUCCCUGCUGGGCUGCCCUUUCCUGCCACGCCAGGGCCGGAUUUACUGCUCCAAGGCCUGCAGCCUGGGGGAGGACAUGCAUGCCUCAGACUCCUCCGACUCUGCCUUCCAGUCAGCACGCUCCCGAGAGUCGCGGCGCAGUGUGCGCAUGGGCAAGAGCAGCCGCUCGGCCGACCAGUGCCGCCAGUCCCUCCUCUUCUCACCGUCAGUUGACUACAAGUUCCCUGGCUUCAGUGGAAACGCAGACGACACUCUGACUAACAAACUGGCCCACAUGAGCCUCUCCGACGAGCGCUUCUGGAGGGGGCGUAGUGAGGAGACUGAGGCCCCCGAGGACCAGGACGAAGAGUGGGCUGAACACGAGGACUACAUGACCCAGCUGCUGCUCAAGUUCGGGGAGCAUGGGGUAUUUCAGCAGAGUGACGAAUCUAGACCCGCCGAUCUGUGGAUGUCUGAGGCAGACACCAAGGCCAAGCAGGAGUCCUCAAAAGCUGGAGAUAGCAAUGGCAGUGCAGGGGAAGGAAGGGGGAGCCAGAGUUUGGCGAGUAAGAAGUAUCAGGCAGACAUGUAUUGGGCUCAGUCCCAGGAUGGGCUGGGGGACUCCGCCUAUGGUAGCCACCCGGGCCCCGCCAGCAGCAGGAAGAUCCAGGAGCUGGAUUUGGAUCGUGGGGCUGGGGGAGGCUUCCAGGGGGAGGAGCAGCAGUGGUACGCCGACUCCCUGGAGUGCAUCACAGAUGAACUCAAGAAGACGGACCAGAGCGUCCGAGACUCCAUGGACUCACUGGCUCUCUCCAAUAUUACUGGUGCCUCAGCUGAGGGCGACAGUAAAGACCAGCCACUGGCGUAUUCAUUCCAGAACUUCCAGGAGCUGGAGGCUGAGGACUGCGAGAAAACCAGCAACAUGGGAACGCUCAACUCUUCCAUGUUACACAGGAGCGCCAAUUCCCUGAGGAGUCUGGUAUCAGAGCAGGAAGAGAAUGUUCCAGAGGAGGAGGAUGACCUUCCUCUCCCAGAGGAGAGGCCUACACCCCCCCACGUCCCUGCCCUGAGGAGGACACGCUCCCAAUCAAGGCCGCAGCAGGUCAAGUUCUCCGACGAUGUCGUGGACAAUGGACAUUACAAUGACCUGCCGGUACGCCAGCCCCCUAUGAGUGAGCGGACCAGGCGGCGAGUGUACCACUUUGAGGAGCAGGACCACGAGCUCCGCCCUGGCCGCCACCAUCACCACCACCACCACCGGAGACGCCGCAGCCGCAAAUCUCGCUCUGACAACGCACUUCACCUGGUACCCAAAGAGAGGGCUCGCAUAUACUAUAAAGAGGACCACAGAGGGCACGCCCUUAGCGUCAAGGGCCCACCAGCUUUCUACGGGAAGCCCCCUCAUGGCCACCCCAACCCCCAUGCCACGACAGACUAUAGCCUGCAGGGACCCUCCAUGGAUAGGUUCUUGGGGCUUUGUGCAGACGAUGAUGACUGGUGCUCCACUUGCUCCUCUUCCUCAUCCGAUUCAGAGGAAGAGGGCUUCUUCCUAGGUCAGCCCAUCCCCCAGCCCCGGCCCCAUAGACACUACUAUACUGACAACUUGCCCAGCCCGGUGGAAGGUAUGCCCUCCCCACUCUAUGGCCCGCGGACUAAAUCCACAAAGAAGAAAGGGCACAAGGGGAAGAACUGCAUCAUUUCCUAGACUGUGGUUCACUCCUCUCAUCAGCAGCUUUGGGUCCUGCUUUGCCACUCAUCUGAGUCUCGUUGCCACUGUUCUAUUUGCCAAAACAGCCUGCUUGCUAUUAAAUGCAUUGAAUCUUGCCAGAAUAUAAUGUACGCUUAAUAAAGCACUCAGUUUACCAACCUGUUUUACAGUCCUUAAUCCAGUUCACAAGCGUACAUCUGAAGCAUUACAAACUGCCAACGUGGUAACAAGUAAUUCAGAAUAACACACACAGUAUUUAUGAAGCCUCAUUUAGAGCUAAAUUGAGAUUAUUAUUUAACAUUGCAGAUAUGAAUGUAUAUAUUGUAGAGUUCAAGACUGCUAUUUUUUAUACCCCCCGAGUUCAAGACUUGUUUUGUAGCAGAAAGGCAUUUGAUGGCGGUUGGCAGUGCGGAGCCGUUUUUCCAACAGGAAGCCUGAACCAAAUGACACCGAGUACGACCCAGGCUCUUUGUUUAAGCAUUUCUUUUGUAUGGGCUUGGACAGCCGUGACACGAGGGGAACACUGGGUGUUUUGAUAGGGCCUUGCUGAGAGGUCUAUUUAUGGGUCAUAUUCUAUUGUAAACAAAUCAUUGUAUUCUGUAUAAAUGUACAAAUGGGAAUAUAAGGCUAAGGUUGAUAAUUGUAAUAAAAAAUAUAUA